This is a messenger RNA of Rhizophagus irregularis DAOM 181602=DAOM 197198, 669 nucleotides long. RefSeq lists its product as uncharacterized. Gene Ontology annotation, cellular component: signal peptidase complex; membrane. The record is from RefSeq and is a predicted model, not a curated record. Gene Ontology annotation, biological process: protein targeting to ER. Lineage: Eukaryota; Fungi; Glomeromycota; Glomeromycetes; Glomerales; Glomeraceae.
UUUUUAAAAAUUCAAAAAAGUUAUUCAGUUAUGUAUAAUCUCGCUCAACGCGCAAAUGCGAUAUUCGCAUUUGCAAUGACAGUACAUUUUGGCCUUUUGUUGGCGAUAGCGAUAAGUUCACUUUAUAUAGCUUCUAAUCCUAUAGGAAAAGUUGAUGUUAAGGAACUUAACAUAUGGUUAUAUAACUAUGAUAAUAAAGAAACCGAGUUCGCAUUCAUAGAAAUGAAUAUUGAUGCCGACUUAACUUCACUCUUCAAUUGGAACACCAAACAAUUAUUUGUUGCUGUCGUCGCCGAAUAUGAGACUAAAUCACAUGAAUUGAAUCAAGUAGUUUUAUGGGAUUCAAUUAUUCAGUCAAAAGAAGACGCCCAUAUUAAAGAAGAUAAAGUGAGAAAUGAAAAUGAAUUUGUAGACAUCACACCUAAAUUUGGUGAAGUAAAAGCAAAUUAUUCAAUAUAUUGGGAUUUGAUGCCUUACGUUGGAUAUUUAAUGAGCGGAAAAAUCGAACCAAAUCAAAGCUUCUCAUUUCCUGCUCCUAAUUAUUAUAAUUAAUAAUUUAUUAUUAAAUUUACAAUAAUAUUUUUUCUUAAAUGUUUUUCUUUUAAAAAAAAAAGAUAUAUAAUAAAUUUUAAUAAUAAAAUUUAACUUUUUCCUUUAUUUUCUGAGGAG